AGUGGCGGGAAGGUACCGAAAACUCCAUCGAAAUCGGCCGCGAAAUUGAGACCUUUAAUCGCAAAUGUCCUUCAUUGAUGAAUUUCAAGCCAAUCUGGAAUCACUACCAAAUAUUCUACAAAAGAAGUAUGCAUUGAUCCGUGAUCUGGACAAAAGUUUGCAAGAAAUUGUGAGACAAAAUGAACAACAUUGUGAACAAGAAAUAGAGGAUAUCAAGAAUGCACUUGAUGAGCAAAAACAUAGCAUCAGGAUUGCAGAUGAAAAAGUUGCCUUGGCUGUUCAAGCUUAUGAUUUGGUAGAUACACACAUACAACAGCUUGAUCAAUAUUUGAAAAGAUUUGAUGAAGAACUCCGGCGUGAAAGAGAGAAUGCUGCUGCUGCUGCUGUUUUGCCUGCUACAAGUCUUGAUGGCAGUGCAAAAUCUGGAAGAAGUAGUGAAGGUGGAAGAGGAAGGCAUAAAAAAACACGGCUGGCAACAGCAACGGCAGCAGUGGCAGCAGCAACAGAAGUAGCAGCAGCUGCUGCUGCUGCUGCUAAUUCAACUGGCAUGGAGCUAGAUUUACCAGUGGAUCCAAAUGAGCCCACAUACUGUUUCUGCAACCAAGUCAGCUUUGGUGAGAUGGUGGCAUGCGAUAACCCUGAUUGCAAGAUAGAAUGGUUUCAUUUUGGAUGUGUUGGUCUUAAAGAACAACCUAAAGGAAAAUGGUAUUGUUCAGACUGUGCUGCUGCAAAAAAUCGCCGCAAAAGCAGAUGAUGCUGAAUUUUAUUUGUAUACAACCUUGAUGUGGAAGUUUAUAUUUUGCAAUGACUGGUAUGUUGUCAACUUUUAUCAUAUCUUUGUGUGUUAUUUCAUGUUUCAGGAACUUCUGUGGGUAUAUUUAAGAUCUGUUAGUGUUUCAAUUGUAUACUUGUAUGACUUUAUUUAAAAGAAUUUUGCAGGAAUAUUAGGAGACUCCUUCAAUAAGUAAAAUUAUAUUUC
This is a messenger RNA of Rubroshorea leprosula, 979 nucleotides long. Lineage: Eukaryota; Viridiplantae; Streptophyta; Magnoliopsida; Malvales; Dipterocarpaceae. The record is from the annotation of a GenBank genome assembly.